AUGCUCCGGCAUGCGGGGUCUCCACAAAGUCGGCCAGCUAGGCCGGAAGCCACGCUCGAAAACGUUGCAUCGUCACUUGACUCUUUCGGCCCUAUCAUUGCUGCAGUGCUCCUCGUGGCCUGUGCGCUGGCGCUGCCGUGUGCACACAGAGCAUACCCGAAGAGGAAGCGCACCGCAACGCUGUACUACGACAGGCAGGUCGGCCGGAGAUGGUCACCAACACAAGCCAAGUUUCGCCACAUUAGAUGGUCUUGCAUCGCCUUGUGGGCCCUCCUCGGCCAAGUCGCCCUAGCACUGACUCCAGUACAGUGGCGCGGCCAGUCUAUUUACUUUCUUCUAACAGACCGGUUUGCCCGCACCGACAACAGCACCACUGCUGCAUGCGACACCAGCAAGAGGGCGUACUGCGGUGGAAGCUGGCAGGGAAUUAUCAACCAGCUGGAUUACAUUCAAGGAAUGGGCUUCACAGCCGUAUGGAUCACACCAGUGACGGGGCAAUUCUACGAAAGCACAUCUGAUGGGACGUCGUAUCACGGGUACUGGCAACAGGACAUAUAUGAUUUAAACCCCAACUAUGGAACCGGAAGUGACCUCCUGAAGUUAUCCAAAGCGCUGCACGACCGUGGAAUGUACCUCAUGGUCGAUGUGGUGGCGAACCACAUGGGCUACGAUGGCAGUGACUCAUCCGUGGACUACAGCGUGUUCGACCCGUUCAACGCCGCGAGCUACUUCCACCCUUACUGCCUCAUCUCCAACUAUGAAAACCAAACAGAGGUAGAGGACUGCUGGCUUGGAGACUCAUCUGUGUCUCUGCCGGACCUCAACACAUCCCAAACAGCUGUUCAAGACAUAUGGUACAGCUGGGUGUCAUCUCUGGUAACCAACUACUCGGUUGAUGGUCUGCGUAUAGACACCGUAAAGCAUGUGCAGAAGUCAUUUUGGUCUGGUUUUAACGAUGCUGCCGGGGUCUAUUGCGUUGGCGAGGUCUUCGACGGCGACCCGGACUAUGCCUGUGCUUACCAGAAGUACCUGGACGGUCUGUUGAACUACCCGAUCUACUAUCCGCUUAUAAGCGUCUUUAGCGGUUCCGGCACCUCUUCUAGUAUCAGUAGCCUCUACAGCAUGGUAGCCUCAGUGGCGGCCGAUUGCACUGACGCUACGCUAUUAGGCACUUUCGUCGAAAACCACGACAACCCUCGGUUUGCCAGCUACACGACCGAUUAUUCCCUGGCCAAAAAUGCGCUAGUAUUUCUCUUUCUCAGCGACGGCAUCCCCAUCGUCUAUGCUGGCCAGGAGCAGCACUACAGCGGCGGUGCAGACCCGGCCAAUCGUGAGGCGACUUGGCUUUCCGGAUAUAACAUCACGGCCGAGCUUUAUGUCUUCCUCCGCACUACCAACAAGAUUCGCAGCCUUGUUGCCACCCGUGACUCUGCCUGGACCACCGCGCCAAAUACCCCCUUCUACCAGGAUACCACCACGCUCGCCAUGCGAAAAGGAUCCGUUUCUGGAAGUCAGGUUAUUACUAUUGUCAGCAACCUCGGUCAGGGUGGCAGUAGCUACAGUCUCACCCUCAACAGCACUGAAACUGGUUACACUGCUGAUGCCUCCUUCGUCGAGGCAUAUUCAUGCGCAAGCCUCGCCGCAGAUUCAGCCGGCAAUGUAGCUGUUCCGAUGUCUUCGGGCCUUCCCAGAAUCCUUGUCCCGGCUUCCUGGAUCAGUGACAGCGGUCUGUGUGGCUCUUCUGUGUUGUCUGCGACUGCUACCAAUUCGGCUUCGACGAAAGCGUCCUCUGCAACAUCCUCAUCUUCCACUAUCACCACCGCUUGUACAACAGCAACAGCCCUUCCCGUCAUAUUCAAGGAGACGGUGACCACCGUGUACGGUGAAAACAUUUUCAUCUCGGGAUCUAUCUCCCAGCUUGGCAAUUGGAAUACAGCCAACGCUGUAGCCUUGUCCGCAGCCAAUUACACCACCGCUAAUCCGCUUUGGUUCGUCACGGUCACGCUGCCCACUGGCACUGCAUUUGAGUACAAGUACAUGAAAGUAGGCAGUGGCGGUACUGUCAUCUGGGAGAGCGAUCCCAACAGGUCGUUCACCGUGUCCUCUAGUUGUGUUGGGACAGUCGUUGUAGACAGCAGCACCUGGCGUUAG
Messenger RNA from Grosmannia clavigera kw1407, 2151 nucleotides. RefSeq names its product O-glycosyl hydrolase. Gene Ontology annotation, biological process: carbohydrate catabolic process. Lineage: Eukaryota; Fungi; Ascomycota; Sordariomycetes; Ophiostomatales; Ophiostomataceae. The transcript has 7 exons. The record is from RefSeq and is a predicted model, not a curated record. Gene Ontology annotation, molecular function: alpha-amylase activity; calcium ion binding; starch binding. The coding region runs from base 1 to 2151 and encodes 716 amino acids.